AUGAAGCACGGCAUCAACAAAGCCUUAUUGGGUGCAAGCGUGAUCAACGCGGGGUUCCUGCUUCAAAGCGUUUUGUUCCGUAAGUUGAUGGAUAUAGUCUUGGAUCAAAUCUCGCUUGUUGAGCAAUGUCCCCGAAAUCAUCACGAUUUAGUCUCUCAGCUUUCUGAGAAUCAGCAUCACACCAUCCCUAAGGCGAUUGACCUGCCUUUUGAUGGUACUCAUUCCUCUGUUAUAAAUCAAGGUGUUUCUGACCCGAAUGCCUCGAUAGAAUAUGAAAGUUCGGGUUGCCGAAAUUCACCAUCUGCCCUUACGACUAUCUGCUACGCUAAGAUGAUGGAUUGGCUCAGCCAUUGUUACUAUUGUGAGGAACAAUUCUCAACGAGAUGGUUUCAACCUAGGAACCGACGUAAGACUAGGAUGCAGAUUACAAUCAUCCGACUUUACCUAAAGCCUGAGCGAUCGGAAGAUAGGCAAUCUGUUUCUAUUGCCCAAGAAAGCACGUUCCCUGCCUAUUUGCUCCUAAGGUUUAAUACUAAAAACUACUAA
Penicillium soppii is the source of this 546-nucleotide messenger RNA. RefSeq lists its product as uncharacterized. NCBI's taxonomy places the organism in Eukaryota, Fungi, Ascomycota, Eurotiomycetes, Eurotiales, Aspergillaceae. The record is from RefSeq and is a predicted model, not a curated record. The transcript has 4 exons. The coding region runs from base 1 to 546 and encodes 181 amino acids.